Uranotaenia lowii is the source of this 897-nucleotide messenger RNA. RefSeq names its product seminal metalloprotease 1-like. NCBI's taxonomy places the organism in Eukaryota, Metazoa, Arthropoda, Insecta, Diptera, Culicidae. Bases 70 to 870 code for a protein of 266 amino acids. The record is from RefSeq and is a predicted model, not a curated record. The transcript is spliced from 3 exons. Gene Ontology annotation, molecular function: zinc ion binding; metalloendopeptidase activity. Gene Ontology annotation, biological process: proteolysis.
CUUUACAUCGGUAAGCUGCCAAUUCCUCGACAGCCGUUUUCCGGAUAACGUCAGGCAGACCAGUUUGAAAUGAACAAAUCUUUUGCGAUCUUGUUGGUCUGCGGUUGGUGUUUGGUGGGACCGGGGGCUCUGGCAGUCCCGGUCCAACCGGAAACCGACCCCGAGUUGUCCAGUGGAAACUUCGAGGGAGAUUUGGUGCUCACCGCGUUCCAAAAGUUGGCCAUCGUCCGCGGAUCCCAGCAGCGAAACGGUCUCCUGGACGUGAACUACCGCUGGCCCAACAAAACCGUGUACUACAAGAUCGACACCACUAAUUUCACUCAGGUACACGUUCAGGAAAUUAAGACGGCCAUGGGGAUCAUUGGUCGAUCGUCCUGCUUGAAUUUCACCGAGGCUGACGAGAACGCCACGGCCUACAUUCAAGUGGUUGGAGAUGACAUCGGAUGUUUCUCGUCGGUUGGCUACAUGGGCCGGGUCCAAUAUCUGAAUCUAGCUCCCGCCGCUGUGGACACAGGGUGCUUCCGUACGGGAACGAUCAUGCAUGAGUUCCUCCAUGCGCUUGGAUUCUAUCACAUGCAGAGUGCCAGCGAUCGGGAUGAAUUUGUCACAAUUGUUUGGGACAAAAUUGAAGCAGGAAAGGAGAACAAUUUCGAAAAACAUGGCGCCGAUAAAGUCAGUCAUUUUAAUUCCACCUACGACUAUGACAGUGUUAUGCAUUAUUCUGCAACGGCCUUCAGUAUCGAUGGGAACAAAACGAUCGUACCGAAAGAGGAAGGGGCGGAAAUUGGCCAGCGAUCCCGAUUGAGUCCAAGUGAUAUUGCCAAGUUGAAGAAAAUGUACCAGUGUGAUGAAGAGGAAGAUGAGGAAUAAAACGGAAUAAACUUUUUGGCAGCGGAA